UAAAGGAGAGGAAACACAACAAAGCCAGGAAGCCUGACAAGUGGGAAUUCACUCCUUCUCCUGCCUGCUCACAUCCACAAAGCAGGGAUGCACUGACUCACUGUUGCCUGUGAAAACCUGUUUCCAAGAGUCGCGACACCGCUGCUGCUGCUGCUGCUGCUGGAGAGAACAAAAUAGCACCUCUGUGUGAUGGUGAGACAGCAUUAGACUGUAUGCAUAUUUGAAGUGUGGCGUUGUGUCUCUUGUUGAAUCAGCUGUGCAGCGUUAGGAUGAACGGGAGUCGGUGCAGCGCGGCGGAUUGUCCGGUGGGUUGUGUCUCGUCUGUGGAGGGGCUGCCGCCGCUGCCCAGAGGCCUGAGCGGCAUCCUGAACUCCAGCGGCGGGUCGUGGCGGGACAUCGAGAAGGUGCACAGCAAGAGAGCGCGCAUCCAGGCCGACAUCAGCUGGGGUGGCGGGGACGCGGUGCGCGGUCACGGCAAACCUGGAGGACUGGACGCUGCUCUGGCUCUGCUGCGAAAAGAGAUGGUUGGUCUGCGUCAGCUCGACAUGUCCCUGCUGUGCCAGCUGUGGUCCCUCCACGAGGCCAUCCAGGAGUACAAGGGCUCCUCGCUUCUGUCUUCACUCAGUGCCGAUAAUGGAUCCUCAGAGGAGGAGGAGGAGGAUGAAGAUGAGGAGGAGACAGGCAUUCUGUCACAGUCCCCGCCUUCCUCGUCCUUGUCUCUGCCUCCACCCAGCAGCAACUCCAGGGACCAGUGGAUUAAAGACUCCUUUCAUAUUCCCUGAUGAGGAUACUGUAUAUGCACACACACACACACACACGCUCUAUGCACUAUGUGUGUGCUGUUUUCUCUAAGUUAAUGCCUUCAUAUUUACACAGGUUUUUAUGCCAUGCUUUUUUUGUCCAGAUUGUUUUUCUGGCUGUGGUCCAACCAAAUGACAGAAAAUCAAUUGCUGUGCAAUACAGCUGGUGACUGGCUGUUCAUUAGCUCCUAAUCCUGCACUAAUAUAGUGUCAAAUUUCCCACUGAUUGUGUAUCUGCAGCAAAAAGAAGGGCAAGUAAUAGAGAAAAGAAUCACGACAGACCAGUGAGAUCACAUGUUAUCAGCUUUUUGCUCUUCAUUGCAUACUCCUCAUGCGACUACAUGCUGCUUGCUUGUCACUACAUUUGAGCUGGGUGCAGUCGGUCUGGGAAUUAUCGUACAAUCAGGUCUGAUUCCACUUUUGAUACAUCUAAUGUUAAUGGAUUCCUGAUAAUUCCAGACUUUGCAGGAUCCCGUUCUGUAAAUUCCUGAGACCCCAAAGUCCCAAUGUCCUCAAACGAGUACUUUCUAAUAACAGUGUCUUAGCUUGUUACUGUUGCUUAAAUUGGUCAAAUGUGUUGCCAUGUCAAACAAGUUUCAAUCAUAACAUUUGAUCAGGUUUUGUAUCAUGACCACUUUUGUGUUGGGAUCAGCUGCAGGCUGACUUGGCAGAGAUGGCUGCCAUCUUGUUUUUACAUG
Messenger RNA from Epinephelus lanceolatus (giant grouper), 1498 nucleotides. RefSeq names its product family with sequence similarity 89 member B (gene fam89b). NCBI's taxonomy places the organism in Eukaryota, Metazoa, Chordata, Actinopteri, Perciformes, Serranidae. The record is from RefSeq and is a predicted model, not a curated record.